GACGCUGCUGUGACCGACCAGGCUCCAUCAACCUGCAGUCACUGCGGUCCAGUCAUGGAGGUCCCGCUGUUGCUUCUACUGCUCGCGCUCACCGCGGCUCCGACCACCGCGCUGGACUCUAACGUCACUUUCCUCUCAGAUGCCAUCGACUACAAGGAUCCCUGCAAAGCUGCUGCCUUCUUGGGAGAUAUCGCUUUAGACGACGAAGAUCUGCUCAUGUUCAAAGAGGUCCUCCAGACAGACGGCUCCAUGCGCAGCGCUCCAGACAACACUACAGAUUCAGUGGAAACAGGGAACUAUUCCAUGCCCAGCGACAGUCAGAGGAGCAGAAGAGCCACAGAGAGACGCAGCUUCUAUCGUUGGAGAAGGGCAGCCACCUCCAGGCCUGAGCGUGUCUGGCCGGACGGAAUCAUUCCGUAUGUGAUCAGUGGAAACUUCAGUGGAAGUCAGCGAGCAAUUUUCCGCCAGGCAAUGCGUCACUGGGAGAAAUACACCUGCGUGACCUUUACUGAGAGGACAACAGAGGAGAGCUACAUCGUUUUCACCUACAGACCUUGUGGGUGCUGCUCUUAUGUGGGCAGGAGAGGUGGCGGCCCACAGGCCAUUUCCAUCGGGAAGAACUGUGACAAGUUUGGCAUCGUGGUGCAUGAACUCGGCCACGUGAUCGGCUUCUGGCACGAGCACACUCGUCCCGACCGAGACGAGCAUGUAAGCAUCAUCAGGGACAACAUCCAGCAAGGACAGGAGUACAACUUCCUGAAGAUGGAGCCUGACGAGGUGGACUCGCUCGGAGAAGGAUACGAUUUUGGCAGCAUCAUGCACUAUGCAAAGAACACCUUCUCCAGGGGCGUCUACCUGGACACAAUCCUGCCCCGUUAUGAUGUCAACGGCGUGAGACCACCAAUUGGACAGAGAACUAGACUGAGCAGAGGAGACAUAGCACAAGCACGCAAGCUCUACAAAUGUGCUAAGUGUGGGGAAACCCUGCAGGAGAGCUCGGGAAACUUUUCCUCCCCAGAUUUUCCCAACGGCUACUCGGCUUACGUCCACUGCGUGUGGAGGAUUUCUGUCACACCUGGAGAGAAGAUUGUUCUGAAUUUUACUUCCAUGGAUCUGUUCAGGAGUCACUUGUGCUGGUAUGACCAUGUGGAGGUCCGAGAUGGGUUCUGGAGAAAAGCUCCUCUCAAAGGUCGCUUUUGUGGAGACACACUUUCUGAACCAAUCGUCUCGACUGACAGUCGACUGUGGAUCGAGUUCAGAACCAGCAGCAGCUGGGUGGGUAAAGGCUUCUCAGCGGUGUAUGAAGCCAUCUGUGGAGGAGAAGUGAAGCGGGACAGUGGGCAGAUCCAAUCUCCCAACUACCCCGACGACUACCUGUCCAACAAGCAGUGCGUGUGGAAAAUCACGGUGGCUGAAGGUUUUGAAGUCGGUCUCUCCUUCCAGUCAUUCGAGAUGGAGAAACAUGACACGUGCUCCUACGAUUAUGUUGAGGUGAGGGACGGAAGUUCUCACACCAGCCCACUGAUCGGCCGUUUCUGUGGCUCCAACAAACCCAGCGACAUGAAAAGCAGCACCAACCAGCUCUGGCUCAGGUUCGUCUCAGACAGCUCGGUGAACAAGGCCGGGUUCGCCGUCAACUUCUUCAAAGAGAUCGACGAGUGCGCCAGUCCAGACAACGGUCACUGCGAGCAGCGCUGUCUGAACACGCUGGGCAGCUACAGAUGUGCCUGUCACCCCGGAUUUGAGCUGUCAAGUGACAAGUCCAGCUGUGAACCAGCAGCCUGUGGGGGGUUCAUCACCAACCUGAAUGGAUCCUUUACCAGCCCCGGUUGGCCCAAAGAAUACCCGCCUAACAAGAACUGUGUGUGGCAAGUGAUGGCACCCAAACAGUACCGCAUCACUCUGGUCUUUGAGGUGUUUGAGACUGAAGGCAACGAUGUGUGUAAGUAUGACUACGUGGAGGUGCGCAGCGGUUUGAACUCAGACUCAAAGCUUCAUGGGAAGUUCUGUGGAGCAGAGAAACCUGAGGUCAUCACUUCUCACCACAACAACAUGACCAUUGAGUUCAAGUCUGACAACACAGUUUCCAAGAAAGGAUUCAAAGCCCACUUCUUCUCGGAUAUGGAUGAGUGUUCGAAAGAAAAUGGAGGCUGUCAGCAUGAGUGUGUCAACACUUUUGGAAGUUACAGCUGCCAAUGUCGCAGUGGCUUCAUGUUGCACGAUAAUAAACACGAUUGCAAAGAAGCGGGGUGUGAUCACAUGAUGAACAGUGUUUCAGGAGUCAUCAGUAGCCCCAACUGGCCCGAUAAGUACCCCAGUAAGAAGACCUGCACCUGGACUCUUUCCACAACUCCAGGUCACCGGAUCAAACUGAUUUUCAAUGAGAUUGACAUGGAGACUCACAUGGAGUGUGCGUACGAUCACCUGGAGAUUUAUGACGGCAGGGACGUCAGUGCCCCAAGUCUGGGUCGAAUCUGCGGUUCCAAGAAGCCUUCUCCAGUCAUUUCCAGCGAUGACAGAAUGUUUCUCCGUUUCUUCUCGGACAACUCAGUGCAGAAGAGAGGAUUUGAAGCGUCAUAUAGGGCAGAGUGUGGGGGGAGCCUCAGAGCUGAGGUCCAGACCAAAGACUUGUACUCGCAUGCACAGUUCGGGGACAACAACUACCCAGGUGGCCUGGACUGCGUGUGGGUGGUGAGCGCUGAGAAGGGCUACGGAGUGGAAAUCAUCUUCCAGGUGUUUGAGAUCGAGGAGGAAGGCGACUGCGGGUACGACUACGUGGAGUUGUACGACGGCGCGGACAUCAAGGCCCCGAGGCUGGGAAGAUACUGCGGCUCGGGGGUCCCAGAGGAGAUUUACUCUGCAGGAGAUGCCAUCGUCUUGAAAUUUCACACCGAUGACAGCAUAAGUAAAAAAGGCUUUCAUGUGCACUACACCAGCACAAAGUUCCAGGACACACUACAUCCAAGCAAGUGACUCCCGAACUUAAUUAAAGCCUUCACUCUCUAACCUUCAACUGGUCACACCCAGCGCCAGCCAGGACUAAAUCCAUUUAAACCACAAACAUCACACCACAUCCUUCUUCUCAAACCUCAAAGAAAUGCUGGGAAUUUAAAUGGUCAUUCUCCUGGAUGUUAGGAGGAAAGAGAGAUGUGAAUGUGAUUUGGAUUCACACAAGUUGAAAUGUAUAUACUGUUAUAUAAGUCAGCAUUGAGCUCCAAUGUAGCGGCUCACCAUUGUUGUAUGAUACGUCAACACAUUGAUGAUUGUAUUUUAGAAGUACAGAAUGAAAAGAAGAAAAAAAAACUGUGUGUAUUAUUCUUCUCAACGAUAAGUCAAGUGCUUUCAGACUUUCUCUGCAGUCGUAGGUUAUGAAAGGCAAUGGACCAGAUUCAAAAUAAACCUAAUGUGUGAAACAGAAGAGCCAAAGAGGAGGAGGAAUGAAGAAUACUGUUCUAACACCAGUUUGAUUUAAAGAUCUACUGUUGAAGUGUAUUGUGUGCUGUUAAACAAAUAUAUUAUAUCUUGGCCCGGGACUUGAGUUUGACAUCACUGAAGUAUGUUGACUGUGUACAAUUUAAAUCUCUGAAUUAUACUGCUCACAAAGGUUUGCUUGUUUCAAAGGCUGCCAACAUUUAUCAUCUCUGAUAAGAAAACAGACCGACUUGACUCUGGGUGCAUUCAGCUUUUUCGAAUCAUGAUAGGACAAACUGACAGGUGUAUUUUUUCCAUGUCUCAUAUCAUACUCAUAUCAUAUCAUAUUUUAUUCAAAAUAACAGAUAAACAAGCAACAUCCUUAAAAAUCACCAGUUGAUUUUAGUUAUAAUGAAAACAGUACAAGCGUUUACAUCUUCGAUUCAUUGUGUACUCUCCACAAAUUGACUUUGCGUGUAGAAAGAUUAAAAGGAAUAGCUCGGUACUGUUUUUGCUUUGUGCUAAAUCUUUGGCAGGAAAACCUUAAGGGGUUCAUUCUCAUGCACUUUAUCCAGGAACCCCAGGUUGAAGUAC
Synchiropus splendidus (mandarinfish) is the source of this 4005-nucleotide messenger RNA. RefSeq names its product bone morphogenetic protein 1-like. The transcript is spliced from 20 exons. The record is from RefSeq and is a predicted model, not a curated record. NCBI's taxonomy places the organism in Eukaryota, Metazoa, Chordata, Actinopteri, Syngnathiformes, Callionymidae. Gene Ontology annotation, biological process: proteolysis. Gene Ontology annotation, molecular function: zinc ion binding; metalloendopeptidase activity; calcium ion binding. The coding region runs from base 55 to 2973 and encodes 972 amino acids.